Helianthus annuus (common sunflower) is the source of this 1182-nucleotide messenger RNA. RefSeq lists its product as uncharacterized. The record is from RefSeq and is a predicted model, not a curated record. Lineage: Eukaryota; Viridiplantae; Streptophyta; Magnoliopsida; Asterales; Asteraceae. The transcript has 3 exons. The coding region runs from base 1 to 1167 and encodes 388 amino acids.
AUGAUUCGAUCCAUGAAAAAAUUAUGUUCAAAAAGCAAUACCGUUCACGAAAAUGAAUUGGAGAUGGUGUUGGAGGUAUCUCUGCCAGAAGAAAAAUUAAUCAAAACCAACACCAACACCGCUACAAAACGAUGGCAACAUUUGUUCAAUCUUGUUCGACCACAAAAAGACCGGGCCGCUAGGUGGCUGACAACAUUGUCGUCCAUCGAUGAUGGUUCAAAAGACAAACAAUUCAUGUAUUUCUUGAAGAUUGCUGGCUCUUCUUUCAUCCCUUUUCAGGUUCAACUUGAUCAUGCAUUAUCAUUACCCGUAAGAGAUGGUUCAAUUGAAGCAUCUACGGCUAAAUAUAUUGUACAACAAUACACAGCAGCAACAGGUGGGUCUGCCGCCAUGAACACCGUCAACAGCAUGUAUGUAGUAGGUGAGGUGAACAUGGUACAAGGUGAAAUCAAGGAAGAUAGUCAAGAUAAGACACGUGGUAAAGAUGGGUCGGAGUCAGGUGCAUUCAUGCUGUGGCAAAAAAACCCUAAUUUAUGGUUCAUGGAGCUGGUUGUCUCUGGUUGCAGAGUCAGUGCAGGCAGUGAUGGCACCAUCACUUGGACCCAGUCUUCUUUGAACCCUUCUCAGUCUUCCAAAGGACCUCCAAGACCACUUCGCCGUUUUUUCCAGGGCUUAGACCCCAGGUCAACAGUCAACCUAUUCUCGAAUGCAGUUUGCAUAGGGGAGAAGUUAGUCAUGAACGAGGAUUGUUUCAUACUUAGGCUUGACACGAGCCAAGACAUCCUAAAAGCACAGAGUAAAGCAAACAUGGAGACCUCACACCACAUUAUACAAGGGUAUUUUAGUCAAAGAACAGGCCUCCUCAUCCAAUUCGAAGACACCAAAUUGGUCAAAAUCAAGUCAACACGAAAGGGUUGUGAUCAAUAUGUCUGCUAUGAAACAAGUAUGGAAUCAUCCCUAGAAGAUUACAAAUACAUAGAUGGAGUCAAUAUCGCACAUUACGGAAAAACUGUAACAUCAGUUCAUAGAUACGGGCAAGGGGGUAACACGAGAUGGAAAAUUGAAGAAACGUGUACAGUUAAAGAAGUCGAGUUUAAUAUUUGUAGUUUAGCAGCAGAUUCCUUUUUACCUCCCCCCGAUGUAAAAAAUGAAAACCAAGAGCUCUAAAGUUACUAGCUUUUA